This is a messenger RNA of Paramecium pentaurelia, 6226 nucleotides long. NCBI's taxonomy places the organism in Eukaryota, Ciliophora, Oligohymenophorea, Peniculida, Parameciidae. The record is from the annotation of a GenBank genome assembly.
AUGAAUAAACUAUUUAUAUUUGUAAGUCUUUUAUUGUUCAUAAAUUGUGAAACUAUAAGAAAAUCUGAACCUUGUACAUGUACAUAGAUGUUAACAUAAGUUGAUUGUUCAAAAAAGAAAGAUUGUAUUUGGGAUAAGUCAAAAUAUUAAUGUAUUGAUUACAAAAUAGAAAUGAAUAUAUAACAUGCUGCAUAUUGUAAUCAAUAUAUGAACAAAGAAAAUUGUAGUUCAGUUUUCUAAUGCUCUUGGGAUGAGGAUAGAUGCACUCAUUUUACAGGAUGUACAGCCUUUUUUUAUGAUACACAUUAAAAAUGUUAAGCUAUUUCACAUCGAUGUAUAUCAGAUGGAUUACAUUGUGUUGAAAUAGGUGAUUGUUAGAGUUACUUAAGUCCAAUUUCAUGUAUAAAUAAUUCAGUAGGUUAAUAUUGUUAUUGGAAUGCCUCUUAAGCUAUAUGUUAAGAUGCAGAUGAAUGUUCAAAGUUACCAUAAAUAUUAGACUCUGAUUCUUAAUGUCGAGCUCAAAUUUCUAAAUGUACAGCUUAGAUUGGAGGAGGAUGUGUUGAAGAAGGAAAUAAUUGUUAUGAUUAAGAUGAUUAAAUAAACUGUGUCUAUAAUAAAAAAAAUAACCAAAUUUGUUUUUGGUUAGAUGGAAAAUGUUUAGAUAAAAUAUGCAAAAAUGCUCCAUAGACUUUAACAACUGAUAAAUAAUGUCAAGAUUUCCAUCCAUCUUGUACUACAAAAUAAGAAGGUGGAUGCAUUGAUAGAUUAUUAUGUUCAACUUAUUAAAUAAAGGAAGCUUGUAAAAAAGAUGCUAUUGGUAAUGAUUGUUAUUGGACAGGAAAAUAAUGUGUUGACAAAAUAUGUGAGAAUGCCUUGAAUACUUAUAAAACAAAUGAAAUAUGUUAAGAAUACUUGGAUACUUGUAUAACAAAUGGAAAAGGUUGUGUAUUAAAUUCAAAUUGUGGAGCAGCCAUAAUAUAAGAUGCAUGCAAUAAAACUAUGUAUGGUACACUAUGUCAUUGGAAUGGAAAUGUUUGUGUACCCAAGACAUGUAAAAAUGCAGGUCCUUCAUAUAUCGGACAUGAUUAAUGUACAUAAUAUAUGGAUACAUGUACUGAGUCCACAGAUGAAAGUACAGGAUGUACAGAAAGAACUUGUGAUAAUGCUCCAUCGUCAUUUAAUACUUAUACUUAAUGUAUGAAUUAUAUAUAAAAUGGAAAUUGUAUACCUUAAUUUGGAGGUGGUUGUAGAAUUAAUACAAAAUGUGAGGAUAAUAUGUUAAAGGAAAGUUGUGUAAGGGAUGUUAAUAAUUAAGAAUGUUUUUGGUGGAAUGGCAAAUGUGAAUUGAAAAUAUGUGAAAAUGCUCCAUUAGAAUUCAAUACACAUGAAUUAUGUUAUGAAUUUAUGAAUACUUGUACUAUAGGAUCAGAUUAAAGAUGUGUAUCUCUGACUUGUGAAAAUAUAUAAGAAAAAUCUAAUUGUAAGUUUGAUUUGAAUAAUAAAACAUGCAUUUUUAAUGAGGGUUGUUUUAAAAAAUAUUGUGCAUUGGCUCCAAAGUAUUUACAAAAAUUUAAUGAUUGCCAAACUUACUUAUCAUCAUGUACAGUAGAUAAUUCUGGGUCUGGUUGUAUGGAAUUACCAAUUAUAUGCGAAGCUAUAACAAGAAGUGAAGGAUGUUAUUUAACUGCUGGAAGAAAAGAAUGUGGUUGGUAUAAAGGAGUAUGUAUUGAAAAAUCUUGUUAAACAGCUUCAUAAGCAUUACAUUCAACAUUUGAAUGUAGUCAUUAUAUGGUUGGAUGUGUAGUUAAUAAUGAUCUAGCAGGAUGUAUGAAACCACCAAAUUAAUGUGAUUAAAGAUAGCAUUAAUAAAAUUGUCUAUAUGAAUAAUUUGAAGGACUUUAACCAAGAUGUUUUUGGAGUUAAGCCUCAUAUUUUUAUGGAUUAUGUAGUGAUAUAACAUGUGAGAAUGCCCAUCUAUACUUUGAAUUAUCAGUUACUUAAUAUGAUUGUUGGGAUUUUUAUGGAUUAAAAUGUGUUUUAGAUAAUACUUCAAAUAGGUGUUUAGCAAGGCCAAAAUAUUGUUAUGGAUUAGGAGUUGAAGCUUGUACUUGGAAUAGAGUAUUAGAAAAUGAUUAGAAUUGUUAUUGGAAUGCAGAAUUGAGUUUAUGUAGAGAUUAUUCAUGUUCCAGCAUCACUCUAUAAUUAUAUUCUCAUGAAUCAUGUUAAUAAGCUAUGUAAUAAUGUACUGUUAAUUAUAAUGGAUGUACAGAUCUAUUAAAUUGUUCUUAGUAUGUAAGUGAAUAUCAGUGUGUCUUGUCCAAAGAUUAUAAUAAAUGUAUUUGGUUUAAUUAACAGUGUAUUGAUAUACCUUGUAAUUAAGAAAUUUAAUCUGAAGAUUUUAAUUAAUGUUAGAGUAUUUCUAAGAAUUGUGUUCCAACAACUUUAAAAUGUACUCUUAAAAAAUCAAAAUGUGAAGAUUUUAAAUCGAAGAAAUUAUGUGAGUAAUCAACUAUUGAUUGGAAAAUGAUUUGUAGAUGGAAUGGUUGGAAUUGUGAAAAUGUGUAUAAUUAUUCAACAUCUGAUUUUGAUUGUUAUUCAGUUAAGGCUAAUGGAUUAACUUAUGGAUAUUGCUAAUUCAUAAAUUCUAAUUGUUCAGUAAAUAUAUAAGGUAGUUCAUGCAUUAAAGCUGAUUAUUGUAUGUAGUAUAAAGAAGAUCAAUGUCUUUGGGGUAUAGAUGGAGAAUGCAUUUGGAAUAAGAAUUAUUGUUAACAAAGAAGUUUAGACUGUGAAUAUGCUAAACCACCUUAUACUGCUGAUACUUGUCAAACUCAUAAUUAUAGUUGUACUAUAAAGAUUGAUGGAACUGGAUGCGUUUAAAUAGUUGAUACUUGUUAAAUCACACCUCUUGAAAAUUGUAUCAGGUCAUGGAAUUCUUAUUGUUAUAAAAAAUAAUUUGAAGACAUCUGCAUAUCUCCAUGGGAAUAUCCAUUAUCAAAUAGCGACUGUUCUUAAGUAAAAGGAAAAGGAUUGAAUUUUGAUUACUGUUAUGGUAUAAGUUAUGGUUAAUGUUCAGUUAAUGCUUCUGGAACAUCUUGUGUAACAAUAAGAAAUUAAUGUUCAUAGUAUACUCAAGAGUAAUGUCGAUAAUUAACUUAUGCAAACUGCAUUUUUAUAGAGUCAUAUUAAUAAUGUAUUGAAUUUUAUAUUUGGAAUAAUUCUUGCACAGAUAUAAAAUUAUACUAGCUUGCAAGCUAUUCAGAUUUUUUAUGUAAAGCAUAUCAUUAUACUUGCAAUGCAUAUGAAGAUGGAUCUGGAUGCUAUUCAAAUUAAAUGCCUAGAGUUGAUUGUGAAAAGGCAAUCUAACCAUUUACAUAUUAUAAUUGCUUUAUAUAUUCUAGUUUAUGUUCUGUUAAUGCUGCAAAAACAAAAUGCAUUCUUGCAAAAAAUACAUGUGCUGAAUAUUAAUUGGAUGAUUGUGAUCAUGCAAUAGAUGAAGGUGAAUGUAAUUUCAACUAAUUGUGGUUAUAGAGAUGAUGGAUGCUAUAAUAAACGAAAGUGUAACCAAUAUAAAGAGAAAAAAUCUUGUAUAAUAAAUACAUAAGGUGAGGAUUGUUUAUGGAAUCCAAGUACUGGAAAAUGUUUAGAUAAAACAUGUUAAAAUGCUGAAGCUUCAGAUUAUUUUGAUAGUCAUGAGGAAUGUAUUAAUAUUGGAAAAUGUACUGUUAAAGCAUCUGUAAAUUAUACAAUUGGUUAAGGAUGUAGACCAUUAGGACCAUGCAAAUCAUAUGUUAUCAUAGAAUAAUGUGUAAAGAAUUUUGAAGAUUAAGAAUGUAUUUGGAAUACUAAUGUAUCUCCAGCAUAAUGUAAUGAUAAGUCUUGUGAGGCAGCUGAAUUAUUCAGAGUAGAUCAUGAAGCAUGUUAAACAUAUUUGAAUGUCUGUACUGUAAGGGUCAUAGAAAUAGAAGGAAUGUUUGUAAGUUAAGGUUGUAUUUAACUUAAAAAUAGUUGUGAUUAAUAUAUACAUUAAAAUUAAUGUAAUAUUGAUGCAUUUGGUAAUAUUUGUGGUUGGAAUGGUGAUUCAUGUGAAAAGCAAAGUUGCAAUACUGCACCAGCAUAUAUAAAUCUACCUUAAUUAUGUUAAUAGUAUUAAGAUGGUUGUACAAUACAUCCUACUAAUUGUGGAUGCACAAGAAUCCCUGAUAGCUGUGAAGAGAUGACUCAAAACUAAUGUUAUAAUGGUUCAAUUAAUAGUAAAUAAUAAGAAUGUUAUUGGGAUUAAAAUUAAAUGAAAUGUAUACUUAAAAUAUGUGAAUUAAUACCAAUUUCAUAUUCAGAGUAUGAAUGUUCAAAUUUUCUAGAUUAUUGUACAAUGAGUUCUUAAAGAUGUAGGAAUACAAUUUGUGAAGAUUAUUCUUUAACAUCAGAUCAUCAAUGUCGUAAUAUAAUGUCUAUGUGUACUACAAAUGGUGUUUAUUGUGUUAAAAGAGGUUCUUGUUUAUAAGCAUAAUCAGAGGCAGGUUGUGUAACUGAUUCUAAUGGUAGAUAAUGUACAUGGAUAAAUAGAUUAAAUAAAUAAUCUUAUUGCAAAAUCAAAAGUUGUGAAACAGCUCCAUUAUAUUUAAAUACUGAAUAAUAAUGUUAAGAGUAUUUCUAACCUACAAUAGGAUCAUGCACAACUACUAAAUUUGGAGGUUGUGUUCUCAAAGGAACAUGUUUUGAUGCUAAUGUAUUGAAUGCAUGUACAACUAGUAACAUUGGAGAGAUUUGUUUAUGGGAUGAAAAUUUAAAUAUGUGUAGAAUUAAAUAAUGUUAAGAUUAUUUUGGUACUACACAUUAAGAAUGUCAAAGUAAAAGAUAAGAAUGUACAGUUGGAUUUAAUUCAAAAUGUGUCAAAAUUACAUCUUGUUAAGAAACUAAAUUUAAAGCUGCUUGUAUUGAAGGUACUGAUGGACCUUGUUUAUGGAUAAGUAAAUAUAAAAAUUAAGAUAAUUCUCUUGGAGCUUGUUUUAGAUAUGAUUCAUGUAAAAGUUUAAAAUGGAACUCACAUGCUUAAUGUUAAGAGAUUUCUACAAAAUGCACAACUGAUGGAAAUUAAUGUGUAUCAAUUACAAGUUGUGAAUAAACUAAUUUAAAUGGAGGUUGUGUAAUUGGAAUUGAUAACAUAGGAAUUUAAAAAUGUAUUAUUGUUUCAGAAUCAUAAAAGAAAGUUUGUAGAACAUUCAAUAAAUGUACAGAUAUUCAUUAUUUAACACAUGAAGAAUGUUAAUAAGCUUCUUCUUUAUGUACAUCUGAUUAUUAAAAUGGUUGUAUUUAAUUACAACCAUGUUUUAAAUAUAAAUAUGAAUAAUGUCAUAUCAAUCAUAUGGGAAUAAUUAAAGAUGUUAACGGAGAAAUAUCAUCAACUGGAAUCUGUAUUUGGGAUUUAAAGACUUCAUAAUGUCGAGAUGAAGAAUGCUCUGAUAUCAUAUCUACAACUCAUUUAGAAUGUUAAUCAAGACUAUCUUAUUGUACAACAAAUGGCUAUAAAUGUAUUCUCAAAGAAUCAUGUUCAUCUUAUUUUUCAUAAGAAAUUUGUGAAAAUGCAGAAGGACUUGAUGGUAAGUGUUUUUGGGAAAUUAGAUUAGACAAAUCAUUUGAAUUAUGUAGAAAAAUGAAUUGUGAAGAUAUACCUAAUGGACAUAUAUAUUCAUCAUGUAAAUAAAUAGAAAAUUGUAUUUCAAAUGGUAUAUAAUGUAUAAAUAAGGCUAAAUGUUCAGAUUAUAAUAUUAAUUAAACUUGUUAUUAUGAAGGAUUAGAUGGAAUUUGUGUAUGGAUUGAGAAUUAAUCAUAAAAUAAUAAAUUAAAAUAAUGUAAAUUAAUGGAGAGUUGUGAAUCCGCAAAAAAUGAUAUAAAUGCAUGUAAAUUAGUUAAAGAUAAAUGUUAUUGGAAUUCAGAUAAAUGUUAAACUCAUACAUGUUAAACUUAUUCUACUUAAAUAGGUAGUUGUAAGAACUUUAAUACAUGGGAUAAUAAACAAAUUCAUUUAUGUCACUAUCAUGAAUAAUAAUGCGUUACAAUUAAUAUUAACACCCUUAAAUAAGUAGAUUGUUAUAUAAAGACAGCUAAGCUUCAUCGAUGGGAUCCAAAUAAAAGUUUAUGUGCUUCAUGUGAAAAAUCUGUUAGAUUAAUAACUGAAUUUAGUGAUAUUCUUGGCAUAUUAAUAAUAUCAUUGUUUUUGAGUUAUUGA